GCGGUGGAGUGUUACCCGUAUGUCGCGCAUGUGCGGUGACGUCCGGACGUGUCGGAGGCGGCUGCGGAGUGCGAGCGGCCGGAGCUGCGGCAUCGAGGCGACGGUGACGACGGCCGUCACUGGGUGCCCGGGUUCCCCCUCCCCCGCGCCGCCGGCCUGAGGGUGGGGGGCGGAGGCCUGGCCCGCUCUGCAGCACCGGGGCUGGCUGAGACGAGAGUAAGCUCAUCCCCGCAGCCGUCGCCACCCCUCAUCCGAGCCGUAGGCCGCGCCCGGAGAGCGGCCGCUGCGCCGCCGCCCGCGGCCCAGGUUUUACCAAGAGACAGUACAUCUAACACUUAACUUGGAUCAUCUCUUGUGCAUCAGCUUGAAAAUCAUAACAGCCCCCAAAACUGACAUUUGAUCUGAAAGAAAAAGCUGUGACAUAUGGACAAUAUGUCUAUUACUAACACACCAACAAGUAAUGAUGCUUGUCUGAGCAUUGUUCACAGCUUGAUGUGCCAUCGACAAGGUGGAGAGAGUGAAACUUUUGCAAAACGCGCAAUUGAAAGUUUAGUUAAAAAGCUAAAGGAGAAAAAAGAUGAAUUGGAUUCUUUGAUUACAGCUAUAACCACAAACGGAGCUCAUCCUAGCAAGUGUGUUACAAUACAGAGAACGCUGGAUGGGAGGCUUCAGGUGGCUGGUCGCAAGGGAUUCCCUCAUGUGAUUUAUGCUCGUCUUUGGAGGUGGCCUGAUCUUCAUAAAAAUGAACUCAAGCAUGUUAAAUAUUGUCAGUAUGCUUUUGACUUAAAAUGUGACAGUGUCUGUGUAAAUCCUUACCAUUAUGAGCGUGUAGUAUCGCCUGGCAUUGAUCUCUCGGGACUGACACUACAGAGUUCUGCUCCAUCAAGUAUGUUGGUGAAAGAUGAAUAUGUUCAUGACUAUGAGGGGCAGCCAUCAUUGUCUUCUGCUGAAGGCCAUUCAGUCCAAACCAUCCAGCAUCCACCAAGUAACAGGGCAUCUACAGAGCCUUAUAGCACCCCAGCCAUGUUAGCUCCUACUGAGGCUAGCACUACCAGCACCACUAAUUUUCCCAACAUUCCUGUGGCUUCAACAAGUCAACCUCCCAGUAUAUUGACAGGUAGCCAUAGUGAUGGACUCUUACAGAUUGCUUCAGGGCCCCAGCCAGGAACUCAGCAGAAUGGGUUUACAGCUCAGCCAGCUACUUACCAUCACAAUAGUACUACAACUUGGACUGGAAGUCGGACAGCAGCCUACACACCUACCAUACCUCACCACCAGAAUGGCCAUCUUCAACAUCAUCCACCUAUGCAUCCUGGGCAUUACUGGCCAGUUCACAAUGAACUUGCAUUCCAGCCUCCUAUUUCAAAUCAUCCUGCUCCAGAAUAUUGGUGCUCAAUCGCAUAUUUUGAAAUGGAUGUGCAAGUCGGGGAAACAUUUAAGGUCCCUUCAAGCUGUCCAAUUGUUACUGUUGAUGGAUAUGUGGAUCCUUCUGGAGGAGACCGUUUUUGCCUGGGCCAGCUUUCCAACGUGCAUAGAACAGAAGCCAUUGAGAGGGCAAGGUUGCACAUAGGUAAAGGGGUGCAGUUGGAGUGCAAAGGAGAAGGUGAUGUGUGGGUUAGAUGCCUCAGUGACCAUGCAGUCUUCGUUCAAAGUUACUACCUGGACAGAGAAGCAGGGCGUGCACCAGGGGAUGCAGUUCACAAGAUUUACCCAAGUGCAUAUAUAAAGGUGUUUGAUUUACGCCAGUGUCAUCGUCAGAUGCAACAGCAGGCUGCCACGGCCCAAGCUGCUGCUGCUGCUCAAGCUGCAGCAGUAGCAGGAAACAUCCCCGGACCAGGAUCAGUAGGUGGAAUAGCCCCAGCCAUUAGUUUGUCAGCUGCUGCUGGAAUUGGUGUAGAUGACCUUCGACGCUUAUGCAUACUCAGGAUGAGUUUUGUAAAAGGUUGGGGACCUGAUUACCCAAGGCAGAGCAUCAAAGAGACACCGUGCUGGAUUGAAAUUCACUUACACCGUGCCCUCCAGCUUCUAGAUGAAGUACUUCAUACCAUGCCUAUUGCAGACCCACAGCCUUUAGACUGAGAUCCUUCUGCUGCACUGCUGCAGGCCAUUAUAUUGUGAGGAUGAUGGAUUGUAAAAUACAGUACUGUUUAUAACCUGAAGAUAUAUUUUACUUUUGUUCUACCUAAUCUUCUAAACCCAGGUUUUAAAAAUAUGUUUGCCGUCUUGCUCUAAGCAGAAAGAAAUUAAACAUGCAGAAUUUGGAUUUCAGUUAUUUUCAGAACUUAAUUGUCAUAAUACAAGGCUUAAAGUGAAAUGUAAAUGCCUUACAGAGACUUUUUAGUACUGGGUUUGUUCCCUUUGAAACUUUCCUUCUUUAUUAUGGCAUCUUCGUGAUAAGUCUCACAGGAGCCUUUUGUAUGCAGAAUAUAUAUUAUAUAUAUUUAUAUCUGAAAAUUCCUUCUACUAGUUACAAAUAUUUACCUUGUAGCAACUUUAAAGUUCCAGCUGAUUUAUGAUGUUCUUUUUAGGGAACAAUAAUUAACAGAAGACUUCUUUAUUUUGUUGACAAUCUUGUUAUGAUUUUUCCAGAUUAAAACAUAGAAGCUGCCAAAAAGUGAGGGGAUGAGACAUAUGUUGUUGGCACUGCUUAAAAAUAGCAAGGAAAAGAAAUAUGGCUUUUCCUUCUCUAGUUUUUUAAAAAAGAUAUCUUAGAUUUUUAUUUAUAUAGACAGAUGAGUUUUAAAACACUAAAGGAAAUGGAUACUUUCAGUGCUGGCACUCAAAUAACAUGAAAUACCUAGUCUGCAAAGUUGCCACUGAAAUUGCAUAACAAGCACCUAAUGGCAGGAAUAUAUUUUCAUCAUUACUACUGACUUCUAUGAUUUUACUCAACUAAAAUUUGGCAGGUAUUUCAAAGAAGUCACAUGACUCUUUUUACUUGCAUAUACCAUUAAAUUAUGUAUAAUAUUGCAUCAAUAUUUAGGAUCUAGUUUUUUGUAUCUGUUCACCAUUUCCACUCAGGGCAAGAUGGCAAACUUGUUUUUAUAGCUCUUGGUUAAGCCCUAUGCCAUCAAUGACCAUAUCAAUUGGCAAUGACUUUGUAUAGAGAAUUUAUAGUAAAAAACCCUGCAAAUGUAUUGACUCUAUGACAGAUAUGUGUAUGCUUUCUCUCUAGCUAAUACAAAAAGCCUGGGUUUUAUAAAUUUAGUUUGCUUAUAUUCUGCAUCUUGAAACCAUUGAUCUUGAGCGAUGGAUUCCUUUCCUUUGCAAAACCUGCAGCAGCCAGUAGUGGUAGGAAUUUUUGUUGGUUUAAAUUUGCCAGGAACAAGUCAAAUUUUUCUUACUUCCACCGCUUCUCAAUAAAAGCAUGUCCUGAGGAUAUCUUUUUGACUGUUUGAUGCGGUAUGGAGAGAGAGCAGGAAUUCCUUCUUUUUCAGCAUGUGUGUAGGGAGUUGGAGCUUAAUUAAACCGGCUUAGGUCAUACAUUGAAGUCUUUCAAGCGCUGCGGGUUCAGUCUGUCUGCUGUGCUGUGCUGGAGUGGUUAACAGAAGUCUUGGAAGAGAUUAUUCAAAAGCUUUUGGACAAGUUUCUUGCAUAGUUUCAGGAAUCUGUAGAGGGCUGUGACACACAGUGUUUAGAUAUUGCUUCUCCCAUAUGCUGGAAUUCUGAUGAAGUCAGCAGUCAUUGUUUCUCUUAGGUGUGGAAGUACAGAAGACAGAUGACCUGAGUGAUGGCCAGAAAUAGAUCCAUUUUCUCUGUAUUUUCACUAACAGUGCUGUCUUCUUCAGACUAAUUUCUAAUGAGAUCACUUUUUCUUUUCACUUAUGUGGAAACUUCUUGAUGUAUGGAAAAAUAGUGUUUGCUUUUCUUGAAGCCUUUAGUUAAAAACCUUUUUCAUUUUGCUUUCUCUCCCAAGUGAUCUAUUUUGUCUGCAAAGCAAGCUGCUUCACAGUCUUGAGGAAGACUCUCAGUAGAGGAUUCAGACCACAUCCUCAGAGAAGCUUAUUAACCAGCAGUUUGGUUACGCUUCAUCCACAACAGAAACCUUGAUUUGGGGGAAGAAAUUAAAAGCCUGACGUGUUUUUCUUGCCAGCCUCCCUAUUAUAUUGUCUGCCCUGCACUUACUGCUGGGUUCAAGGUGCCUUGGUGUUUGGAAAGUAUGUAACCUGACUGAUGAAUUGCUUAUAACAGGCUGUUCAUUUGAUUAGGAGUCCAUGAGCUUACUCCCUAUUUAACUUUGUGGCUUUGCAAGGUGUUUUUCUUGGUGGAUGACUGAUCUGUAUAUGACUACUUCACAGACAGCUUUCUGUACCAGUUGCUUCUGCUUUGAUUGUGCCAGACUUUGAUAAAAUAGUGAAAGAUUGCUUCUACCUGUUGGUGUAUUGGCCUGUACUAUGGUGUGAAAGAAUUCAACUUUUAAGAUUAGUUUUCUUUGCAGAUGUUUUGCAAGUCUCCUUAAGUCUGCACCUACAGCGUAGUAUUUAGAUGGCUCAAAAUGUUUGGAAUAGAACGACAAAAUAAUGUCAGAUGAGUUUAUCAGAAACAAAAAAUUGCAGGCUCCACGUCAGGAGAAAUCUGAGCAUUGUGUGAGGCAGUACAAAUACUGAAAAGGCAUUUAUCUUCUCCAUCAGGCAGUUUCUGAUAAGAUGCUGUCGUAACUGUUAAAGAUCAAAAAGAGAAGCUCAUUCUUAAUUCUUAAUAUGUAUUUAACUUAAUUUUUUAUAUUUUUAUGACAAGGCAUAAAAGGCAGUGCAUAAUGGAUUAAAAACCCUUCAGUAGCAGCGCACUGAAUCUUUGAGUCUUGCAUUUAUCUCUUUUUCUGAGAGCUGAAGAACUGCAGCUACUUGAUAGCCAUGAUGACCCCUAUACAUGCAGCAGGCAGGAAUGUCAAGGAUGCCAAAAUCAUGUCUCCUUCAGCUCUGAAUGUUUCAAAUUCAACAAGUAUUUUUUCAGCUAGCAAUCUCCUGCUUGCAGUCCUGUUCCCAUGUCUGCUCUGCUUAGUUCUUUCAAUGAAAUAAUUACCUCUGUGUUUCUCACCCUUGAUUAUGUGCUCCUCAAAAAACACAUUGUGCUGGAAUACUAUUUUAUUUCAACUUCAUGUACUGGUGAGCUGGGAUUAACACCAGAAGGUUUAGAUUGCUUUAUCUGUGUUACUGUUAGUUUUGAAAGUGAGGGCAUUUAAGGUUAACAUGGUAGAGAUGUAGGAGAGAAAAGCUUUUCUCUGGAAUGGUUUAAAAAUAAUUAAUUCUACAGGAAUCUCUUGGAAGGAGCCAUAACCGCUAAACAGUGGUGGUUGAAAGUAUUCCUUUCAUCACUUUUCUGGGCUUGAUGAGAAUGACGUACUCAGAGACCUGGAGACCCUGGCUGUGAUGUAAACCACUUCAUUUACAGCUCUGGCCUACUGAAGACCUGGGAAGUACCCUUCUGCUUUCUAGAGAGGGACCUACACUGCAAACAAGACAAUGGUCUCCCCCAGUCACCAAACAGGUCUGUAGCAGCAGUAGUCAUCAAACCGAUGUCCAGCUCCUGUGCCUUACCUUUGAAACCAUCAUCUCAUAACACUUCUGAUGACAGCAUUCUCUCUGUGUGGCUCAGGAACAACUGCCUCUGUUCUUUUACUAGGAACCAUUACAAAAUUUGUAUACCAGUGUAUAUAGGAGGGGCUUCUGCCUCUAAACCCUUCAGAUGUUGUCUUGAUAGUGGUCUUUAUUGAAGCAUCUUUAAUCUCUUCUUUGAAGAGUAAGCGCUUUAGAAAGGACUGUUUCCUCAAUUUGCAUUUUUACUCUGUUACACAGAGUGACUAGGUUUGCUAGUCACUAAUGCAACUAGUUAAAGACAGCCACAUGGAUCUUCAUCUAAGUGGGAUUCAGACUUCAUUUAAGAAAUCCUCUUUCCUCCCCCCCUUCUCUCAGGCUCCAUGCUAAUUAACAUCUGCUCUAUAAAAUUCUAAGAUGCUUAGUUGUCAGGUGUUUUUAAGGAUGCAGUUUUGGAGAGGUUACCUUCUUUUGGUUUUUGAAAGAUUUUAAAAGCUAUGGUCUUGCCUGGUCCUGCUGAUAACAGGAUUAUUUCCAUGACUGGUAUCAGGUUUUUGAGGAGCAUGGCAUUGUUCUUGGGACUGAGAAUUGCAAGUUGCCUGUCAUAGGCAUGUGUUCAAACCAGCUUUGUGCUCAUGCUUCUAAUCUCUGAUGCAGCUCAUUGGCACUUUGGUCCUGGACAGGGAAACAAAAAUGGAAAGUGCUUCUCCACCAGUCAUGUAGGAGCUGGAUGCCGAACAUCUCCUUUUAUUGUGUCAUUCACUUUCAAAACAUCCUUCUUGAUUGUGUGUUUCUGAAAAUUAUCUAAGGCAUGUGACCGUGCUGACUCAAAGCUGCUGCGCAUGAUGCUGCUGAGGUCCCCAAGAACUGACUUGACUUUUCAGCAACAUGAAAGUUUCACUUGGUGAGACCUCGUGAAAGCAGAACUGUCAACAAUAUCUCAAGAGGUUUUGGCUCUGUUGGCUGCAGUUGAGCCUUUUGGGUGAUACAUCGUUCCUAAAUUUGCAGGACUUGUAUAAGUUCACUAAAACCACAUAGCACUUUCUUGCUCCUAUACCUUUUUCUGUGUCUUUCUGGUGAAGUUUGGUAGCAGGACAAAGUGAUUCAGCUGGAUUGAGAGCUGCAAAGUACCCACAACCCAAAACCUGCUGUGAGAGGGGUUUUUUGAGCAUGAAAGCCUAGUUAAGCAUUUCUUCUUUCAGCCAUUGCCUUUUGAUAAGUGGUCAACAGAAUUCCCAGUAGUUCCUUUGUAGCUUACUGUAUGUUUUUCAUUCAACUUAGUUUGUGGAUAAUAUACUGUAGUUAACUUUCCUGAAAUUCUGUUACAGAGUAUGUUUUUGAUUAAAAAAGGUAAAGAUUCAA
Molecule: messenger RNA, 6896 nt
Organism: Prinia subflava (tawny-flanked prinia)
Lineage: Eukaryota; Metazoa; Chordata; Aves; Passeriformes; Cisticolidae
Product: mothers against decapentaplegic homolog 4
Exons: 12
Coding region: 424-2079 (551 amino acids)
Biological process (GO): cell differentiation; BMP signaling pathway; anatomical structure morphogenesis
Cellular component (GO): heteromeric SMAD protein complex
Molecular function (GO): DNA-binding transcription factor activity, RNA polymerase II-specific; I-SMAD binding; RNA polymerase II cis-regulatory region sequence-specific DNA binding
Source: RefSeq, a predicted model, not a curated record